Molecule: messenger RNA, 2252 nt
Organism: Cylas formicarius (sweet potato weevil)
Lineage: Eukaryota; Metazoa; Arthropoda; Insecta; Coleoptera; Brentidae
Gene: Nsun2
Product: tRNA (cytosine(34)-C(5))-methyltransferase
Biological process (GO): tRNA methylation
Cellular component (GO): nucleus; cytoplasm
Molecular function (GO): tRNA binding; tRNA (cytidine-N5)-methyltransferase activity
Source: RefSeq, a predicted model, not a curated record
AUGUCAAAUGAUUACCUAACCUCGUUAAAUUGAGGUUAUGUUUUAUUUUUAAACUAUUAAUCUACUUUGAAAAAUAUUUAAGUUAAAAUAACUAAAAAUAUCCUACAUCGCGAUGGGUCGGCGUAAGGCUGGAUUUAGGAAAAACCAUUUUUUCAAACAUCAGAGAAAUCAAGCACCGGUGACACGGGAAACAAAAGAAACUAGAAAACCCUACAAUGCUAUUAUAAGAGAAAACGAGAAAUUCAUAACAUAUUAUAAGACUCAAAAUGUAUGUAAAAAAGACGAGUUUGAUGACUUUAUUAAUCACAUGAAAACUGACCUUCCAUCUACUUUCCGAAUAACUGGCUCAAAAGAAGUGGCUCGAAAAAUGCUUGAACUAGUUGAGGAGAAACUAAUCAAGGAUUGUAUUAGCCAAGAAGAAGCAGACAGGUCGCCGAACAUAUAUCCUCUAAGUUGGUAUCCCAACAAACUGGCCUGGCAACUGGAACUGACAAGGAAAGACAUCAGAAGACUUGAAGCUUACUAUAAAUUACACAAUUUUUUAAUCUCGGAAACUGAGCAUGGAACAAUAUCUCGGCAAGAAACUGUUAGUAUGAUACCUCCUUUGCUGCUUGAUGUCCAGCCUGAGCAUAAGGUGUUGGAUAUGUGUGCCGCCCCUGGCUCCAAAACUGCCCAACUUCUUGAAAUGCUUCAUCAGAAUGAUGAUCCCAUACCCCCAGGGUUUGUAAUUGCAAAUGAUGUCGACAAUAAGAGAUGUUACAUGUUAGUGCAUCAAGCAAAAAGACUCAAUUCACCCUGUGUAGCUAUUAUUAACCACGAUAGUGCGUCAUUGCCGAAUAUGUUCGAAACAUUACCAGAUGGUUCAUCCCGACAGAUACAGUUUGAUAGGAUUUUAUGCGACGUGCCUUGUUCUGGCGAUGGGACCAUGAGAAAAAAUCCGGACAUUUGGAUGAAAUGGACUCCCGCAAAUGCCCUUAAUCUUCAUGGAAUUCAAUAUAGAAUACUGCGAAGAGGUGCUGAAUUGCUAAGCGUGGGUGGCAGAAUUGUGUAUUCGACUUGUUCGUUAAAUCCUAUAGAGAAUGAGUCAGUCAUUCAUAGGAUUCUAGUAGAGGCUAACGGUUCGUUGGAACUUGUGGACGUCUGUAACGCUCUGCCGGGCCUGAAGUAUACCCCUGGCAUGGAAGACUGGUUGGUUUCCAGUAGAAACUUGGAGUUUUACAAAUCGUUCGAUGAAGUGGACGAAAAAUGGAGGACUACAAUCAGACCUCAAAUGUUUCCGCCCGCGGUCACAAACAGGGAGAAGUAUCAUUUAAAUAGAUGUCUGCGCAUUUUGCCACAUCAGCAAAACACCGGUGCGUUUUUCGUAGCAGUUUUGAGGAAAGUAAAACCUUUCACAUCUAAUGAAAAAGCAAUCAAAGACGAAGAGGCGGAGGAAACCAAAAAACGAGAAAACGAAGACUCUCGCCUGCCACAGAACCAGAGGAAGCGUAGACGCAGGGACGGAUACCGGGAGGACCGUCCGUUCGUGUUUUUCGACGACGACGAGCCGGUAUGGACAGAUAUCAAGAAAUUCUACGAAAUAUCGGACCAAUUCGAAUCGAAGUGUUUGCUGACCAGAUGCCCCGUGGGUAAAAAAAAGAACAUAUAUUUGACGUCUGAGGGAGUAAGGGAUCUGGUCGUUGCAAACCAGGGUCGAUUGAAGUUUAUUAAUACGGGCGUGAAGGCAUUCGUCAGGUGCGACAAUAAAAACAUGAAGUGUCCAUUCAGAAUCGCUAAUGAUGGCCUGGAAAGCAUCUAUCCGUACGUUGGAAAAAGUCGCAAAGUUGAUAUACCGAGGGACGACUUGAUAACUUUGUUGAUGAAUGACAAGCCGCAGAAGUCUCCGCCCAUAACUAGCCUGUCAAGGACCGUCCAAGACCAGGUGCGAGAUUUGAGCCCCGGAAGUUGUAUUUUAAUUUACAAGGAAAAUAUGAAAGAUAGCAACAUCCCACUAAUUAUUCAUGUAAGCGGUUGGCGUGGUACGACUUCUUUGCGCUGUUAUAUGACCCAGCACAGUACCGUACAUUUACUCAGAUUGCUGGGCGGUGACAUCUCCAAAUACGACGUGAACAAGUUCAAAAAAGCUGAUGACGAGGGUUUGAAGAGUGUCGGUAGUGACGACACGACUAGUAAAUACGACGAAGAGGCAAAAGUAAUUGCUUCGGAGUAAAAACCUUUUGUAUUAUUCGCAAAUGUUUUUAAUACACCAGACA